This is a messenger RNA of Petromyzon marinus (sea lamprey), 5018 nucleotides long. RefSeq names its product protein kinase C and casein kinase substrate in neurons protein 1. Lineage: Eukaryota; Metazoa; Chordata; Hyperoartia; Petromyzontiformes; Petromyzontidae. Gene Ontology annotation, biological process: cytoskeleton organization; plasma membrane tubulation; regulation of endocytosis. Gene Ontology annotation, cellular component: endosome; cytoplasm; plasma membrane. Gene Ontology annotation, molecular function: phospholipid binding; protein binding. The record is from RefSeq and is a predicted model, not a curated record.
ACCCAGGAAGUGGAUGGUGCUGAGCUUCACUAGGACACGCCUCCACCCCCGCGCCGCGUCCUUCACUCGUAUCCCUCCCCAAGCUCCUCCAUCUGGCGCGCACCUCCCGUCCCCAUUGGCUCCCUCUUCGUCUCCACCUCUCUGUCUCUCUCUCUCUCUCCAUCUCUCCCCGCGCGCCCCUUUGGCCGAGGCGGAGAAGAGCGGAGCCGCCUCGCACCCGGUGCGGCACGAGGUGUGAGCUGUGACCCAGUGCACGAUGUCUGUGACUUACGAUGACUGCGCGGGCGUGGAGACAUCAAGCGAGAGCUUCUGGGAGGUGGGGAACUACAAGCGGACGGUGAGACGCAUCGACGACGGAUACCGGCUCUGCAACGACCUCAUGGCCUGCAUCCAGGAGCGGGCCAAGAUUGAGAAGGUCUACUCCCAGCAGCUCACCGACUGGACCAAGAAGUGGAAAACGCUGAUCGAGCGUGGCCCGCAGUACGGCUCCAUGGAGCGUGCGUGGCAGGCCCUGAUGACGGAGGCCGACAGGGUAAGUGACCUCCACCACGAGAUGAGAAACCAGAUCAACAACGAGGACCUGGAGAAAAUCAAGAACUGGCAGAAGGACACUUUCCACAAGCAGCUCAUCGGUGGCUUCAAGGAGACCAAGGAGGCGGAGGACGGCUUCCGGAAGGCGCAGAAGCCCUGGGCCAAGAAGCUCAAGGAGCUGGAGGUGCUCAAGAAGGCUUACCAUCUGGCGUGCAAGGAAGAGCGUUUGGCCGUGAGCCGCGAGACCUCCACCAAGAGCGACCCCGCCGCGCCGCCCGACCAGGCGAAGAAGCUCUCGGACAAAGUUGAGAAGUGUCGACAAGACACUCAGAAGGCAAAGGAGCGCUAUGAUAAGGGGCUGGAGGAGAUGGGCCGGCACACGCCACAGUACACGGAGAACAUGGAGGCCGUGUUCGAGACGUGUCAGCAGCUGGAGCUCAAGCGCCUCUCCUUCCUCAAGGAGGUGCUCAUGGACAUCCAGCGCCACCUCGACCUGUCCACCAAUUGCAGCUACGCUAACGUCUACCGGGAUUUCCGGCAGUCGAUUCUAACGGCGGACGAGCAGGACGACCUCAAGUGGUUCGCGGCAAAUCACGGCACCGGCAUGGCCACGAACUGGCCCGCGUUCGAGGAGUACUCGCCGGACGCUCCACAGACCACGAACCGCAAGGAGAAGGGGGGGCCACGCAAGAUGGCUGAGGGGGGGGUGGCACAGGGCGCCACGGAGUCGCCCAGCGCCCACGGAGGCUCGGCACGUCUCAGCGCGAGCACGAGCGAGGCAUCCGGCCCGGCGGACUGGUCCGAUGACGACACGCCGGUCGCAAGGGGGGGUUCUACUGGGGGACGCAGCAACGGGGAUAAGAACCCCUUCGAUGAGGCGGACGGGGGGUGCUCGGCCGGCUCCGGGAAUGGCGGGGGCCGAAUCCGUGCCCUCUACGACUACCAGGGCCAGGAGCAGGACGAGCUCAGCUUCAAAGCCGGCGACGAGCUGACCAAGCUGGAGGAGGAGGAUGAGCAGGGCUGGUGCAAGGGCCGCAUGGACGAUGGGACGGUCGGUCUCUUUCCUGCCAACUACGUGGAGGACAUCUGAAGCCCCUCCAAGCGACGCACGGACACCGCCGCGGUGGUGCCACGCCCAGUGGUGUCCGUGCCGGCGGCCCGCACGGAUCCAUGAGCUGGGCGUGCACAUGCUUAACUCGCAAAGCCCCGCGUGCAGUGUGUGUGCAGUGUGCGUGCGCGCGUGUGGACGUGCACGGAUGUAUACACUUGGAGUGCAUGUCCAUGCGUGGUUGUACGUACACGCUGACCUGAAGGGGAUAAACACGACCGUGAACAUGUACACACACCACACAUCUGUGCAAUGGAACAUACGCCCGCACGCACAGUGGCCGCACCACUGCCCCUUCCGUGCUGGUUUGUCCAGGACUUAAAUACUGCCAUAGUCACAGCCUAUUCACCUGUACAAAAUGUAGCUGAGGUAAUUUAAUAUCGGGUCGCUGAAAUCGAGGAGUUUAUUUGCCCAGUAGCUGGGAGGAGGCGCCGGACGUUGAGGCACCGCCGCUCGCUGUGCAGGCGACUCCGCACAUGCGGCCAACGUUGGAGCCCCCCCCUCCCCCCCCCCCCCCCGUUCUUCGUGUGCAUGAAUGGUGCGUGGCUUGUGACGUGUGCUGCAUGACGUCCAUGGUGCUUCUUGUCUCGAGCGUGCGCGCCGUGCGCACACCCUCUGCACUUCCAGUCCCGCGAGAUCCUAACCCCCUCGGGGAUAAAGGUGCAGCCGCUGCAACCACCGGCUCGCGCCCCUGCUGGCAGAAGGGGCCUCCGCCAGGGGAAGUUCCGCGUGGCGUGAGGUCCACCGAACCACGUCGACCAUACGUGGUGGAAGCGGUGGACGUACCAGCGCUCUGAUGACGCGCGGUGGGGAAAGCGACUUAGGAAUCGCGAGACGUGGGCGCGUGCCACCAGAUGGGUCCCCACACCCGCUCGUGAAGUACCACCCCUGCUCUCCGGCACGUCAUUCCUCCCUGCGGGUCCAUGCCUCCCAUUGUCAGGACCUCGGCGUAGCCCCCCGAAGUCGUGGACGUUCUGUUGGGGAUAGGCCAAGUGUCACGGGGAGCAGGGACACGGCCAACGUGGGUGCCAUCUGUGUCCACUCCCCGUGGCAGGUUUGGCUCUGGCUAAGAGACGACAGCCAUCCCUGCGGUUUGGGGCCUGCGCGUCUCCCUUUCACAAGGAGACACGAGCCCCGAUCGUCGUGGUGAUUGAACCGUUCAAUGCAGAGUAGCUCACGAGCAGCAGGCUCAACGCUCAAGUCAGCAGCAGUCGUUGUGAACCUUUGGUGCAACUCUUCUGAAGUACGACGACUCUUAUCCGUGACAAAGUGGGGUGGGGGGGGGGGGCGAACUUCGCAGAGCCUGUCCGUGAUCUUCCCAGGAACCGGCAGGGACCAUUCGCUUUGUAGGACGCUUCCAGCUUCCAAAGUGUGUGUCUGUGGCCUACAUAGGGACAUGGGACUAGGUUACACGGCAAAGGCCUCCGUCCAGCACAAGCAGAGAAAGUGGAUCCGGGCCUUAAACGCUGGAGGAGCAGCACAAAGCUUUGGUGGCACGAGCAGUAAAUACUCUGAACAUUGCUUGUGCUCACCUCCCUGGCUUUCCACAUUGACAUUGGGAAUUCCCGUCCGUGUCACAACCGGGAGGCCCUCAAGAGCAAGUGGGGAGGCGACGAGACAACUCUAUUCGCUGGCAAAAACCAACUUGCCGUACUGCACGAUUACGUUGACCCCACCCAACCUCCCCCCAAUAAUAAAUAGCGACACGCACAGCGGUGCCGCUCAAACAGCAGGAGGGCCCGACUCCCAUCGUGUCCUGCGUGCACGUCACGUGACCCCCACAUUGCAUGUGCAGUACCCGCUGCAUGUUGGGGUGGCCCCAUUGUUCAACUCUGAGUUACAGCCAUAUUGCUUUCAAUGGCAAUACACCCAAACAUGCAGCCCUUGAGUGGGUGGUCUGGGCAAGGCUGAGCGCAUUGCGCAUGCAAUGUGCUGGUCACGUGAUAUGCACGCAAGGCACUAUCGGAGUCGGGUGCUCCUACUGUUUGUAAACAACAUACCUUUGUGUUUAUAUAUUUAUAUAUAUAUUUGGUGAUGCAGCGUUAGCAGUAGUGCACAAGCACGUAUAGCAACACCCUAAAUGGUGAAUAAGACUGGCCUUAAAAUGAAUAAUACAACAUGCGACGUUUCAUGCAAUCGCCCUUAAUGGCACACAGAUAAAGAAGGAACGUCGCCUGUUGUGCAUAAUUUUUCCUUUCAAGACCAUGGCGUUAUGAACGCACGCGUUGGGUUCUGUGCUGUGUGGACGUUGUCGAACCGUUUCCAGCCCUCGCGCACCUUCCUGCUGCGAUGGGAUUUCCCAUCGUUUACCGACAGAAUGGCCGUGGUCGGCCGUGGGUGUAGGUUCGCGUUGCGUGUGUGGCGGUGACGCGCGGCCAAGGGGCCUCUGCCCUGGAAGCGCCUGUCGAAAACCGUUCCGUGCGCUUUCACCCUCCCAACACGUUUUAUUUGUUUUUCCAUGGAAAAGUCACUUACACUUUAGUCCAUGCGUGUAUGCAGCCGCACACUUCUCAGUGCCCAGUCCACACUCUUUGCUUCAGAGGCCGCUUCAUGGACGUGCGAUUUGCGUUCAGUUUCUGCAGCCGCUCUGGGCCGAGUCGGCGUCGGGGCAGAGGGGUGCACGACACUCCCUGCGGCUGGAAUAGGGAACUGGAUGGAAUAUACGGAGGUCACUGCUGUUUGCGUUCUCGUUCUAGCGUUAUUUAUUGAUAGUGAAUGUGCAAUGGGUUCGUGUUCGAUGGUCCCGGGUUGUUGUGGUUCUGGUUUUAGGGUUCUUGCCGUCGAGUUGGGUGGCCGGCGUCUGGCUACACGGGCAGUGAAGUGGCUCGCACUGUCGGGGUCGCAGACACUGCAGGAGUGGGAUUUGUGUUAUUGGCUAAGGGUUUGUGCAUUGGGGUCAUGGUUCGUGUGAUGAAGUUCACGUCUUAGGUUCAGGGCUUGUUCUAGGGUCGGGGUUUGUUAUCGUGUGAGGAUUCAAGUUUUGGGAUUUCGUAAGUCGGGCAGGGCAUUCUCAAUUAGAAAUCUUCUCAUUGUGACGACCAUUCUGACCCGCCAGAGUGUGGUGAGCAUGAGAGUGUUCCACUGAACUGUGCUCGUCUCUUCCACAACCCCAUGGCGACAUUUUCUCUGUGACCGUCUGUGGUCCCGGUCACCUCGACCCCCCCCCCCCCCCCCCCCCCCCCCCCCCGUGCAGCCGUGCUCUGUAGUUCGUGAUCACCGUAGAUUGAAGCAACACGUCGAGUAGUUACGUGAGUAAUGCCAUAGACUCGUCCAUGUGCUUGGUUUUUGCUGUAACUUUACCAUUAAAUCUAUAAGAAAUGUGAUAAAUGAAUAUAAAAUACAAUUUCUUGAGUAUAUUAAAGUGAUAAAUGAGAGAUGA